GCGUAUUUUAUUAACGUGGUGAAGUAUGGAGACAGAAGGUCGGGACUUUUUGAACACUCCUCCUGUAAAGAUCGUCAGAUUUGGAGGCAGUGUGGCAGAAACGUUGGCUAAACACAAACGGGGAGACUCAAGUGACUAUGAACUGUUAAAACACCAGCUGGCUGAUCCUGAAAUAAAGGAUGCUCAGAUCAUCAACUGGCUGCAAGAAUUUCGGACUUGUGUGACCCAGCUAACCAAAGAUCAUGAACAGCUCAUCUACACAAUCUUGAGGCUUCCUUGGGUUGGCCGAAGCCAGGCUGUGGUGGAGGAGUACAUGGCCUUCCUAAGUAACCUGGUUUCAGCACAAACUGUCUACCUAUGUGCUUGUCUCAAGAUGGUGGUUUCCCACUUCACAGCAAAGCGAGUGAUGAUCUGUGAAGAAGGAAUUGAUAUCUCGGACUCAGAUGAGGAAGAUGAAAACCUCCCCAGGAACUUCAAUCAGAGUCACCAGGCUUUGCAGCUUAUCACCAGAUAUGUUCCAUCGUAACACAGUCGCUUCCUUAUGCCCAUUUUACAAGAGAACUUUCCCUUCAUACAGAAAUCUUCCAGAACACUGGAGUGUUAUGUCCACAAUCUCUUGAGGGUGACCGUUUACAUACCAUCACUGAGACGAGAUGUACUGGAGGUGAUCAUCAGCAAAAUGCUAAAACUGGAUGUUGGUGUAUCCCGGUCAGACAUUGAGGAAGCAGAAGAAAAUGCAGUGCAGCAGCUGCAAGCAAAGGAGCUGAAUGAGGAGGGCCUAUUUGACAUGGAUGAGUAUAUGCCAGCAGAUCUCCCCUCAAGGACAGCAGUUAUGGCCCAUCCAGUGGCUGAGAGGGCUGGACAAAACAUAGCUUUUGCAAUCUCAUACGUUGUUGAUUUGCUUUAUCAUCCUUUGUUUUGUGUUUCAGGCUCUCUUCUUGUAGAAAGUACUAAGGAGCUGUACAGAGAUUUGUUGAGUGUGUUUGACAAGGUCAUUCUGCCAACACAUGCCUCCUGCCAUGUCCAGUACACAGUGUUUUACCUGUGCAGCUUCAGACUGACCUUGGCUGAGGCCUUCCUGGAUCAUCUUUGGAAGAUCCUGCAGAACCCAACUCAGCCUGCUGUUCUCCGUCAGGCUGCGGCUGGAUAUAUGGGGAGUUUUCUGGCCCGAGCCAAGUUUAUCCCUGUGCUCAUUGUGCGGGCGUGUUUAGACCUGCUGCUCCCAUGGAUCCAUCGCUACAUCGACAGUCAGGACAGCAGUGGCAGACAAGCCUGCUGUGACAUUGGUCUGCAUGGACCCUUCUACACUGCCUGUCAGGCUGUCUGCUAUACACUUAUAUUUAGACAUAGAGCCAUGCUGGAGGGAAACAGAAGAGAGGUCUAGAGUACCUACAAAAGUCUGAACCUGGAGCGGGGGUGGAUGUGUCAGCUCAACCCUCUCAAAGUCUGCCUGCCGUCAGGCACAAGCAUUUCAUAUGUCUGUUGCAGGAAGUAUCAGAUUGUGUUCUGCUACACCAUCAUAGAAAGGAACCGUCAUAUGCUUCCCGUGGUCCGCAGUUCUGCAGGCGGAGACGGUAUCACCACUAACACCAACCCUCUAGAUAGCUUCUUCCCCUUCGACCCCUAUCUGCUCCGGAGAUCUGGUCAGCUGAUUGAGCCAUGGUACCAGGCUUGGGAGGAACUGGCUAACACAGAGCUUCCUGCCACCGAAGCGGGCCAUCAGGGCUCAUGUGAAGAUGAUGAUUUUCUGUGUGAGGAGACUCCCAAGACCGAGGGUUUUGUUGGAAUGACUCCAAGCUCCUAUGACUCAAACCUUUGCAGCCCAAACUGCGUGGGUUCACCCCCAAUCAACUUCCAGUGACCUUAUUCCUACAUCAUUUAA
Molecule: messenger RNA, 1882 nt
Organism: Notolabrus celidotus (New Zealand spotty)
Lineage: Eukaryota; Metazoa; Chordata; Actinopteri; Labriformes; Labridae
Gene: rrn3
Product: RRN3 homolog, RNA polymerase I transcription factor
Biological process (GO): transcription initiation at RNA polymerase I promoter
Cellular component (GO): nucleus
Molecular function (GO): RNA polymerase I general transcription initiation factor activity; RNA polymerase I core binding
Source: RefSeq, a predicted model, not a curated record